Messenger RNA from Mauremys reevesii (Reeves's turtle), 2540 nucleotides. RefSeq names its product transcription elongation regulator 1 like (gene TCERG1L). The transcript has 14 exons. Gene Ontology annotation, cellular component: nucleus. The coding region runs from base 528 to 2165 and encodes 545 amino acids. The record is from RefSeq and is a predicted model, not a curated record. NCBI's taxonomy places the organism in Eukaryota, Metazoa, Chordata, Testudines, Geoemydidae. Gene Ontology annotation, molecular function: RNA polymerase binding; transcription coregulator activity.
GCAAGGAGAAAGAAGGCUCCUGCAUAGCUAUGAGUUAGCAGGGAGAAGACAGCAGCAUGGAAGAUCUGUGGAGAAGGCUAAGCUGUAGGCUGGUGGAGAACAAGGACACAGACUCUUGCAGAGGAAUGGCUGUUCAUAACUCGGCACUGAAGCAAACAAACAUUUGUUUGAAUUCUGAAGGCAAAACAGACCUUUGGAGAAGAGGAGCUAUGCUCAGCUUGGGAGUGGGGCAAGAGAAAUGAACUCUUAAAAAGAAGACAGACCCUCAGGGAGGAAGAUCCCAGCUGAAAGUGGGAUGAAGACUUUAUCGCUUGAAACCUUGAGGACCUUAUAAUUAUCUUACACUAACCCAAAAGAUGUAAACAAAGAGGAAGAGAGAGUGCCUCUUUAAAAAAAACCCAGAAUAUACACAGACAAUGUCUAUCGCCUGAAAAAUCACAGCUAUUUUAUAACAUUUACUACUAACCAAGCUCUUCAGCUGCUAUUUCACUGUAAUACUGAACAACUUGCGAGUGAAAGAGACUGAAAUGCUGGAUUCAGACCUCCUAGGUCUACUGCUUUUUCUGGUUCUGGGCUCAAUGUGGGAUGUUAAUAUGAAAUGUGGAGAGUGGAUGUUUGGAGCUCAUUCUCCAGUUAUAGGAUUUUCACCUUCUUCUAGUGUGGAAUUUGUUCCUAUCUUCCCACAUGUAUACACAUCUACUAUUCCACCUCAUGCCAGGAAAAGUUGGAGAGAUAAGAGACUACCUAAUUGCAAGAUAUAUUUAAAUAAUGCAUUUGCUCUGGAUUCAGCGUGGAUACAUCCUGAGGAAUCAAGAAUCUUCCAGGGACACGAGAAGCCUCUUUUAAUGACAAAUCAAGUAGCUAUGGCUAUAUCUAGGCCAGCUAUUGCCUCAAGGCCUCUUCCCACAGUGGUGUUAACACCUCAGCCCAUACCAGGUGGUUGCCAGAAUAGCCUUAAACAAGUGGGCAGUCAUCAGACGAUUGCAUUAGCUGCUGCUGCAGCAGCAGCUGCCAUGGUGUCCGUAGAUUCAGAAGCACCACAGGGACCAUCACCUACAAGUAUCCAACCUUGCCAUGUGCUCACUCUGUCACCUGUCAAAAUACCAGUUUUGACUUCACCUUUUCCAGGUGCUGCUGCCAGAGUGGAUGCUCAUAUGACUCCUUUGAUGCCAACGCAAGUCACCAGGGUUGCUGCUGUAUCUACACCAGCUGUGACUUUCAUGGCAACCAAUUUCGUGGAUCAGACAUUAACAGAUAAAGGCAAAGAAUCAAGCAGAGCCUCCUGCCCACCAACAUUGAUUUUACAUACCGACAGGAAAAGCAAGCCAACAGAGAAUGAUGAGGAUAAGGAUCAUCCUUUGAAACUAGUAAAUGAAGAUGAUAGCAUAUCAAAUGGCAACAAGCCUGUGGCAUCUACUCCUGUACCAGGAUCACCAUGGUGUGUAGUCUGGACUGGAGAUGACCGAGUCUUCUUCUUCAACCCUACAAUGCAGCUGUCAGUAUGGGAGAAACCAGUGGAUCUAAAGAAUCGUGGUGAUAUUAAUAGAAUCAUUGAAGAUCCACCUCAUAAACGCAAGCUGGAAACUUCAGCAACAGAUAAAAGUGAUAGUUCUUGUCCAGAGGAAGUAAGUGAUGACCAUAGCACCAAAACCAAGAGAAAUAAAACGGAAGAUCCCCAGAAUGCUGAUCAGGAGAAGGUUGAAGUGAAAGAGAAAAUUGUGAAAACAUCAGCACAUCAGAUUAUUCUUCCUUUAGAAGAACGCAUUGCCCAUUUCCGAGAUAUGCUUCUGGAAAGAGGGGUCUCAGCAUUUUCUACAUGGGAAAAAGAAUUACACAAAAUAGUAUUUGACCCACGCUACCUUCUGCUAAACUCUGAAGAACGUAAACAGAUAUUUGAGCAGUUUGUCAAGACCAGAAUAAGAGACGAGUACAAGGAAAAGAAAAAUAAAUUAUUGCAAGCCAAAGAAGAAUUUAAAAAACUUCUGGAGGAAUCCAAACUGUCACCAAGAUCAACAUUUAAAGAGUUUGCAGAGAAAUAUGGCAGAGAUCAGCGGUUUCGACUUGUUCAGAAGAAAAAAGACCAAGAGCAUUUUUUCAACCAGUUCAUUCUUAUUCUUAAAAAGAGGGACAAAGAAAACAGAAUAAGGCUACGGAAAAUGAGAUAAGAAUUCUUGAAAUCUGCAAUAAACACACAAGUUAAUACUGUGACUGCCAUAGAAAAUGAAAUGAAGAAACAGCAUUUUUUGUCUUUUUCUGAUUCAAGUUCCAACAGUUUAAAGAAGAACCAGAUAUCCCUGAGAAAUAUCUUUUCAUACUGAGGUUCAGUGAACACAAGUUAAAUUUGUUCAGGUUCCUCUGCAGGAACCUGCAGGAUAUUUAGUUCUCAGAGAAUUAAUGUUUCAUAUUGAAGCUCUCUUUUGUACAACAUUCAUAGUUUGAUGCAUUUCUAAUUGCCAUGAUAUGUCAAUCUCUUAAUUGUUUUAAUUAUGCAAAUUACUUGUAAUAUACACAAAUUAUAAAUUCAAUGCAGAUUUGUAAUU